CGUGAUGCGAUGUCGUCACUAAGAUGGCGGCCCCCAGCUGAGGUAAAUGGAUCCUGGGAGCUUUGGGCAUGCCCGCUGAAGAGACUUUUUACGGAGUGGUUUGCCAUUGCCUUCCCCAGUCAUCUACACUUUACCCCCAGGAAACUGGGUACUCAUUUUACUGACCUCAGAAGGAUGGAAAGGCUGAGUCAACCUUGAGUUGGCUCCCUGAACCCGGCUUCCGCCAGGAUCGAACUCAGGCCGUGAGCAAAGCUUGGGCUGCAGUACUGCCGCUUACCACUCUGCGCCACGGAGCUCUUCUGGGCUAUCCAGGUUAUCCAGCAUCUGGGCCGAGAGCUCACUGACAGCAGAUACAGCGAGUUAAAAAGCAUAGGAAGCUGAUUUAUACCUUCAGACCAUUAGUCCAUCUAGUUCAGCAUUGACAGCAGACUUCAGAGUCUGGGCAGAAAAUGGAAUUUCCCACCUGUGCUACCUGAGAUCUUUUUACUGGGAUGGCUGAGGCUUCACAGCUCAGUGCAUGCUUUGCCUGCAGAAGGCCCCAGGCUCAGUCUCACAGCAUUUCCACUUAAAGAAUCUCUGGGAAGCCGCUGUUGGUGAAGGCUCUGUCUGAGGACCUGGACAGCAGCUGCCAGGAAUGGCGUUAAGGUGCAAGCGAAGCUUUGACUGGUGAGCAAAAGACUAUUCUUAAAAGUACUGGGCUGGAACAAGUAUCAAGAUUCUUGCAUGGCCUAACGCCUCCUGCCGACACCAUGCUGAACAAACCGGUUCUUGUGGAAUCUUUAAUCGUGUUCGUCAUAGUGCUCUGUGUGCACAGUGCGGUCUGGGACCGGUUUUCCUGGUGUGCCAUUGCCCUCGCGAUCCAGGCUUUUUAUGUCCAGUUCAAAUGGGAUCAUCUCCUUCAGCUAGGCAGCGCUGUCUUCCAGUUCCGAACCACAGCAAACAGUGGUCUCUUACCAGCUUGCAUGGCCAUCCCAUUACUGGGAAUUGUGAUGAAAGAAAGAUGUGACAUGGCCGGCAUUGUGUACUUUGAACGUUUUGGCAUCGUCGUGGCCUGCACAGGUAUGGUGAUUGCUCUUUUCCUCUCUGUGAUAGCGAUUGGCAUUACCAAACCCGUACCGACAAACACCUGCAUCCUUUCCGGUAUUGCUGGCAGUUUGAUCAUAUACACCGUGAAGCAGUCUUUGUCUGUGUCUGAAGUGAUUGAGGUUCUGGAAGUGCUGCUUAUCUUUGUCUACCUCAGCAUGAUACUGCUGUACCUGCUGCCCCGAUGUUUCACGCCUGGCGAGGCAUUGCUCCUUCUUACAGGUAUCAGUUUUGUCCUCAAUCAGCUUAUUAAACGUUCUCUGAACGUCGUUGAAGGCAGAGGGGAUCCUGUAGACUUCUUCCUUCUGGUGGUAGUGGUUGGGAUAGUCCUCUUGGGGAUAUUCUUCACAGCCCUGUUUUUCUUCAUGGAUUCUGGGACCUGGAUCUCCUCCAUGUUCUUCCACAUGAUGACAGCAGUGCUGGGGCUGGGAGUGGUCAUGCCGUGGCUGUACCGGCUGAUCCGAAGGAAUCCCCUGUUUUGGCUCUUCCAGUUCCUGUCUCAAACACAGAUGAGAGUUUACCUCCUUGCCUACUGGACCCUGCUGGCCAUUUCAGCAUGCACCAUAGUCCUCUACCAAAACACAAAGAGGUCAUCUGGUUCUAAAAAGUACCAAGCUUCAACCAUAACCAGAAAAUAUUUCCACUUCAUUGUGGUGGCUACGUAUAUCCCCGGGCUAAUCCAUGACCGUCAACUCCUGUAUGUGGUAUCUGUGGUCUGUCUGGCAGUCUUUAUUCUGCUAGAGUACAUCCGAUACUUUAGAAUCAAACCGUUUGGUCAGAUGCUUCGACACUUGCUUUCUCUCUUUUUGGAUGAGCGCGACAGUGGGCCUUUGAUCUUGACUCACAUUUAUCUUCUCCUUGGGAUGUCUCUCCCGGUUUGGCUGUUCCCAAGACCAUGUGCACCAAAGGGUACUUUGGCCGGGGCGGGAGCACUGGCACCCUACUCGGGGGUUCUGGCUGUGGGAGUUGGGGAUUCAGUAGCCUCUAUUUUUGGCAGUACGGUUGGAGAAAUCAAAUGGCCGGGAACCAAGAAAACGUUUGAAGGGACAAUGACUGCCAUAUUUGCCCAGAUCAUUACUGUUGCCAUAAUCCUGAUCUUUGAUAGCACUGUGGAUCUCAAUGCGAGCUAUUCUUGGAUUUUGGUCUCUAUUAGCUUGGUUUCACUUUUGGAAGCCUACACUACCCAAGUGGACAAUUUGCUCCUGCCCCUCUACCUCCAGAUACUAUUGAUGGCUUAAAACUCCUUGGUGGGGAAUAAAAUUUCCUUAUGAUCGACAGUGACACUCACAGGGUAUAUCCAAUACCUGUGUUCAUGGCUCAUUUGGGUCGGUGUGGUCCAAAAGUUUACGACAUUGCUGUGAUGUAGAUAAUUAUGUCCAAAAAAAUUACUCUUUGAUCAAGUGAAUAAUGAA
Eublepharis macularius is the source of this 2495-nucleotide messenger RNA. RefSeq names its product dolichol kinase (gene DOLK). The record is from RefSeq and is a predicted model, not a curated record. Lineage: Eukaryota; Metazoa; Chordata; Lepidosauria; Squamata; Eublepharidae. Gene Ontology annotation, cellular component: endoplasmic reticulum membrane. The transcript is spliced from 5 exons. Gene Ontology annotation, biological process: dolichyl monophosphate biosynthetic process. Gene Ontology annotation, molecular function: dolichol kinase activity. The coding region runs from base 750 to 2321 and encodes 523 amino acids.